Molecule: messenger RNA, 696 nt
Organism: Nicotiana attenuata
Lineage: Eukaryota; Viridiplantae; Streptophyta; Magnoliopsida; Solanales; Solanaceae
Exons: 2
Coding region: 1-696 (231 amino acids)
Source: RefSeq, a predicted model, not a curated record
AUGGAUGUUGUUCAUGCAGGUACACAAAGUGAUGUACAUCAAGGAGGUGCAGAGACUUCAGCCAACAGGCAGGAAAAUGCUGAUGAGGGAAUUUCCAGACCAGACAGAAGGUCUACAAGGCAAGUUAAGGAGCCAAUAUGGAUGAAAGAUUGUGUCACAACAAAGAAGACAACCAGCUGCAAUUAUUCUAUUUCCAACUACCUGACUUAUGAUCAUACUAGUAAAAGCUACAAAUGCUACUUGGCUAGGUUCUCUCAACUAACAGAACCACUGACAUUUAAGGAAGCAGUGAAAGACAGCUGGUGGAUAGAAGCUAUGAAGCAAGAAAUCAAGUUCAAGGCAAAUGGAGAAGUUGAAAGAUUUAAGGCAAGAUUAGUAGCAAAAGGAUACAACCAAAGGGAAGGUUUGGAUUAUCAUGACACAUUCUCACCAGUGGCAAAGAUGGUCACAGUGAGAUCUGUCAUUUCACUAGCAGCAUCAAUAGGUUGGAACCUAUUUCAGAUGGAGGUCUAUAAUGCAUUCUUGCAGGGAGAUCUAAAUGAAGAAGUGUACAUGGAACUGCCUGAGGGGUUCAGAAGACAAGGGGAGCAGAAGGUGUGCAAAUUGCUCAACUCCUUGUAUGGACUUAAGCAGGCCUCUCGACAGUUGAAUAUCAAGCUGACUGAAGCAUUACUUAGAGAAGUCAAGAAGGAAUAG